AUGGAAAACGAUAAACAAAGUAACUAUUAUGAUAAUGAGAAGGCUCUUGAAAAGAAUGAAAGCUUCUUCAACUAUUACGUAAACCAGAAAAUAUUGAAGAGCUGUGAAAUCGAUAAUUUUAUGGAGAUAAUUAAUAAAGAAUUACCUAUAACUUUUAGAGUUCUAAAUAAUAAUAAAUAUAGCAGUUUUAUACAUGAAAAUAUAAAGAAACAAUUAGAAAGCAUUUGUAAAGACAAAUAUUCCAUUAUUAAAUUAAAUGAAGAAGAUCAUAUGUAUGAAAUUCAUUUAACUCGAUCUGAAAUUAAAAAAGAAGAAAAUUAUAAAAAUUUAUAUAAUUAUUUAAUAAACCUAAAUGAAAGCGGUUUCAUAUUUAGACAAGAACUUGUUAGUAUGCUACCUGUUUUAUUUUUAAGAUUGAAAGAGAAUUUUUUCGUUCUUGAUAUUUGUGCUGCCCCUGGAUCGAAAACCGCCCAAAUUUUGGAUUAUAUGCACACAAUUAAUAGAAGGAAAAUAAAAAAUAUUUUAAUAGAAAAUUUUUUAAAAAAGAAUAUGGAAACCUUGUAUAAGAAUUUGUACCCAUGGAAUAAUGUAAAUGAUGAAGAUAGUGAUAAUUUAUAUGAUUCAUUUGAACUUGAUUCAUAUAAAAUAAAUGGUUUUAUAAAGCAGGAGGAGAAAAAUGAUACAAAUAAAAUAAUUAUGAACACUCAGAAUAUUAUGAAUAGUCAGGACGUUUUGUUGUAUGAAAAUAAUAUAAAUGUUCAGAAUGUUAUGACCAGUCAGGAAAAAACAAAUAAUGUAGAUAAUUUGUAUUUUGAUGAUAAUAUGAAAAAUGAUUGUUUUAAAAAUGAAAAUACCAUUAAUGAAUAUAAGAAAGAUAAAUAUAAAGAGAAUAUAUAUAAAACGUUUUACAAUAUUUUAGAAAAUAAUAAUUACGACGACCCUUUUUUUGAAUAUAUAUUAAAUGUGGAUGAUAAUUUGUAUAAUGACUAUAAGAAAUUAAUUUCGAACAAUAAUCCUGAUGGUGUGGUUGUUGCUAAUGAUUCAAAUUUUAAAAGAUGUUGUAUGUUAUUUCAUCGAUUGAAAAAUAUUCAUAGUGAUUGUUUAGUUGUAACGAAUAACAAUGCAGUGACAUUUCCUUAUAUUUAUAUUAAAAGAGAAAAUUCAAAUUUGGAAAAUAAUGAUCAUAAUAAUAAUAAUAAUAAUAAUAAUAACAAAUUAUCAAAUGAUAGCAAUAUAUUACAAAACGAAAAUAGCAUAUUUGUGAAGAAAAAUUUUGACUCAGUUUUAUGUGAUGUACCUUGUAGUGGUGAUGGAACAUUAAGGAAGGAUAGAAAUGUAUGGAUAAAUUGGAAUCCAAAUAAUGCAUAUAAUUUAUUUCAAAUGCAGGUAAAUAUAUUGAAGAGAUCCAUUGAAUUAACAAAGGAAAAUGGUUACAUUGUUUAUAGCACGUGUUCGUUAAAUCCUAUUGAAAAUGAAGCAGUAAUAUGUGAAAUAUUUAAUAGUGUAGAAAAUUUGGAUUGUUUAAAAUUGAUAAAUUUUCAGAAUGAAUUAUUAACAAAAUUAAAUUAUGAAAAAGCUGUUAAGCAAUGGAAGGUUGUUAUGGAUGACAUAUGGUUUGAUACAUAUGAACAGUAUUGUUCUUAUUUACAAAAUAAGGAAUCAGGAAAAUAUAAAAAGAUAUAUGAAAAAAUUCAAGAAGGGAUGUUUCCUCCAUGUGAAGAAUUUAUAAAUUCUAUAAAUUUGAACUAUGCUAAACGUUUUUUCCCUCAUCAUUAUAAUGCUGGUGGUUUUUUUAUAGCCGUUAUUAAGAAAGGAGAAAAUUUCCAAUGGAAAUCAAAUAUGAAAAAGGAGAAUAAAAGUAAAAUGUAUGUAGACCAGAAUGAAAGGAUAGCAUAUGAGAGGGAGGAAUAUAGAAGAAAGUAUAAAAAUAAAAAAAAAUAUAACAGAAAAAUUAAGAACAACAAGAAUAAUAAAAUGGAUCACAUAAAUAAGGUCAAAGGUGUGAAUGGUGCUAAUAAAGAUGAGGACCAAAUUGACGAUGAAUCGAAAAGUGAAAAUAUAAUAAAAAGUGAAAAUAUAUUAAAUGAAAGUAUAUUAAAAAGUGAAAAUAUAUUAAAUGAAAGUAUAUUAAAAAGUGAAAACAUAUUAAAGAGUGAAAACAUAUUAAAAAGUGAAAAUAUAAUAAAAGGUGAAAAUAUACUAAAAAGUGAAAAUAUAUUAAAAAGUGAUAUAAUUCAAAAGAGUAACGACUUAAUUAGUCAUAUAAAUAGAAAGAGUGAGGAACUAUUAAAUGAUUAUAUAAACAACAUAGAUGAUAAUAAUAAUAAUGUACCUAAUGGUGGGGAAGAGGCAAAGGUUCCUAAUAAACGAAGCAACAACCUAGAUUUUGAAUACAGACACGGAUAUAGAAUAAAAAUAAACAAUGAAAAGUUAGUUAAGCAACAAGAAUAUGUAAGCUUAAGUUAUUAUGAAAAAUUAAUUUGUGUAAAUAAUUUUUUAGAGAAAAUUAAAAAUUAUUUUAAUUUAAAUAUGAAUUUUUUAUCUAUUAAAAAUAAUUUGUAUAUUCAUCUUAAAGAUAAUGGUAAUACACAUAGGUUGUCUGUAGAUGAAAGGCUUAAUUCUAAUGUAAAGAAAAUAUAUUUAGUUAGUAAUAGUGCUAAAGAAAUAUUGGAAAGUUAUACAAAAAUGAAAUUAAAAAUAAUUACAGCUGGGAUAACCGUUAUACAGGUAGAUAAGAAUAAAAAAAAUACUUAUGAAAAUUAUUAUAGAAUAAAUUAUAGUGGGUGUUUAAAUUUUAUUCCUUUUUUUCAAGAUAUUGAUAAUUUUUUUAAAAACAAAAAAUAUCGAGAACAAAUUAUUCAGAAUUAUUUUUGUACGGUAUAUGAAAAUAACGAAAGACAAUUUAAUUUUGAGAAGUACAUGAAUCAAUUAAUUGAUGAGAAGAAAAAAACAAAUUUGUCAAAAUUGGAUUCAAAUAAAAAUAAGGGGCAAAAAAUAUUAAAUAAUGAAUUGAAAAAUGAAAAAGAGAAUAUAGAAAAUAACAUGAGUGAGGAAAAUGAUGAAACACUUAAUGGAUAUAUAAAGAAUAAUAUAAAUGUUAAAUUUAAUAUUACAACAUGUGAUGGAUUGGAUAAUGGAAUGGAUACACAAAAUGAUAAUAUUAAAAAUGAUAAUAUUACAAAUGAUAAUAUUACAAAUAAUAAUAGUACAAAUAAUAAUAGUACAAAUAAUAAUAUUACAAACAAUAAUAUUACAAAUGUUAUAUGGGUAAAAAGUGAUGUAAUAUUAGAUUUAAUAAAAGUAGAUAAAUCCAAAAUCAAUAACAUAUCAAAUGAAACAAUAAAACAAACAGAAAUGUUAGCUAAAUAUUCUCCCAAUAUUUUAUUAACUCUUAAUAAAAAUAAACAAAUUAUAGCUAUCCCUUCAAAUAAAGGAAAUAUGUAUGUAGAUAUAAGUAUUGACAAAAAUUCAAUAAUGAUGUUGCCAUACAUUUUGAACUGA
Molecule: messenger RNA, 3501 nt
Organism: Plasmodium reichenowi
Lineage: Eukaryota; Apicomplexa; Aconoidasida; Haemosporida; Plasmodiidae
Product: tRNA m5C-methyltransferase, putative
Exons: 1
Coding region: 1-3501 (1166 amino acids)
Biological process (GO): RNA methylation
Molecular function (GO): methyltransferase activity
Source: RefSeq, a predicted model, not a curated record